AUGUCCUAUUUAAACCCGAUAGCUUGGUUGCAACUUACAUCCGUACCAAAUUAUCCCACUAUUGGCUAUUAUCAUGACACGUGGCUAAACAUUAUCUUUUCAACCAACAAAUUAUCUCUCCAUAUCUCUCCUCUCCAAAUUUUCAUUUUUCCCUCACAAAAACACACACAUAAACUCCACCUGCUUCCGUCCAUUUGCUGCAUCAUUUCCAAUUAUAUCCUUUCCCACAGGUGGAAGGGACCAUAA
Messenger RNA from Lactuca virosa, 246 nucleotides. The record is from the annotation of a GenBank genome assembly. NCBI's taxonomy places the organism in Eukaryota, Viridiplantae, Streptophyta, Magnoliopsida, Asterales, Asteraceae.